Messenger RNA from Macrobrachium nipponense, 1055 nucleotides. It is a transcript of the gene Su(fu), whose product is annotated as suppressor of fused homolog. Lineage: Eukaryota; Metazoa; Arthropoda; Malacostraca; Decapoda; Palaemonidae. The transcript is spliced from 6 exons. Gene Ontology annotation, cellular component: cytoplasm; nucleus. Gene Ontology annotation, molecular function: transcription factor binding. The coding region runs from base 107 to 967 and encodes 286 amino acids. The record is from RefSeq and is a predicted model, not a curated record.
GUUGUCUGAUACUUAUUUUAAGGGUCUCGAGUAACCUAGUGAUUGCCAAGGUUCCUGGUCCCCUUAAAUAUAUUUGACAGUUUCCCGUAGCAAUUCGUUAACUGUCAUGGACUGGAAGGACGGUCAACCAGGACAAGGGCAAGGUGGCAAUGGGGAAGCUCCAGGUCCCAUUCCUGCUGGACUGGAGGCACUUUACGCAGCUUGUCGAAAAGUUUAUCCAGACCAGCCAAACCCCCUUCAGGUUACCGCUCUUGUCAAAUAUUGGUUAGGUGGUCCAGAUCCUCUGGACUACAUCAGCAUGUAUGCUAACCCAGGUGAUGAAAAACAGGGGAUUCCUCCUCACUGGCACUACGUCAGUUUUGGAUGCUCAGACCUCCAUGGUGAUGGUAGAGUUCAUGAAGUGACAGGACCAGAAAAUCCAAGUGGAUUUGGCUUUGAACUAACAAUGCGCCUCAAAAGAGAACCAGAAGAAAAAAGUCCACCCACUUGGCCAGCAGCAAUUAUGCAAGCCCUUGCAAAAUAUGUUUUUCAGUCUGAAUCUACAUUAUGUGUGGGUGACCAUGUUUCCUGGCACUGCCCUCUGGACAAUAGUGAAUCACGUGUCCAGCAUAUGUUAAUGGGUGAGGACCCUGAAUUGGGUAAUGUGGAAACACCCAAUGGACCUGUUCAAUUUGUACAGAUUGUUGGAGUAACAACAGAAGAAUUGAGAGCAGCUCAACAUUGGAAUGGGCUAGGGGUCAUAGAUAUCAUCAAGAGAAUGCCUGGCGCAGGAGGGCCAUGGAUGGUUACUGAUAUGCGUAGAGGCGAAAGUAUUUAUGAAUUAGAACCCUCUGUUGCUGAAGAGAUUGAAUCUGGCAUAGAAAGUGAAGGUUCCAAUUUAUCUGGCGUAUCUGCAAGAAUUGCCUGGGCUGAAGGAGAACAUGAGACAUUUGCUUGGCAAAAGACCAUUGGCCUAAAACUAAGAUGAGGAAAAUUUUUUGGUAAGUUCUAAAUUUAUAGUAAUUCAAGCUUUAAAGCUUAUUUUUGAUGUUUGAAGAUGAUGAUAAAGGUAGUAU